This is a messenger RNA of Pezoporus occidentalis (night parrot), 2919 nucleotides long. RefSeq names its product fetal and adult testis expressed 1 (gene FATE1). The annotation marks the transcript as partial. Gene Ontology annotation, biological process: positive regulation of mitochondrial fission. The transcript is spliced from 7 exons. NCBI's taxonomy places the organism in Eukaryota, Metazoa, Chordata, Aves, Psittaciformes, Psittacidae. The record is from RefSeq and is a predicted model, not a curated record. Gene Ontology annotation, cellular component: peroxisome; mitochondrial outer membrane.
UUACCGGCGGCGGCUUUAAGCGCGGCGGGAGGGCGGGUCGUUGGGUGCCCCGGUGACACCGGCCCCGGCUCCGCCCCGGCUGGCGGUGCCGCUGCGGCUGUUUACAGGGCCCAAACUUGCUCUGGACGGCAAGGGAAGAGUCCAAGGUGCUCAAGCAAGCUGAGGGCAUCAGAAAAGAUGUGGCUGUUUUGGGGACCGGACCCGAACCGCAUCCGCUGUGACGUGCCCUUCACAGAAGCCAUCAGCCAAAGGAUGCAGGUUCCCAGCAGACUGAGGGUAGCAGACAGCUUCAGCCCUGUGGAUGAGGAGCCAGUGACGGAGGAGGUGUCCCCUUCCCUUCGGAUGCACAUCCCUGAUAGGAUUUCUCUUGCAGAUACACCAGAUGCCAGUUUGAGGCCCAUGCUGCUGACCCCGCAAAAGGAGGUUCCCUCCGUCAUGGUGCACAUGGAAUCGGCACAGCCCUGCCAUGGGGAUGCCCCUUACCUGCACAUCACCAGCAGAACGAGCUCGCAGAAGCGCAAGCGAUCGGGCCACCACAACAGCAAGUCACGGCGGGAGAAGACCUCAAGUGACGGUGCCCUGCUGGCCGUGCAGAGCCCGGGCCAGCACCGUGAGCGGCUGGACCCAUGCCCCCUGCCCAUGCGCAGUGCCCCGUUCCCCCUCCUCACGGGGUCGGGCAGGAUCUACUCCAUGCAGAACAUCUUCCAGACCAUGUACCUCCUGGGCCAGAUGCUCUUCUUCCGGCUCCGGAGCUCCCUGCAAGACCCAAUGCCACCCAGCUCCCAGGAGGCUGGUCUAGCCCCAGAGAGUGCCUUGGAGGAGGCUGAAAUGACUGAGAUGGCAGCAAUGAGAAAGCAGCUGACGAGGAUCUCGAGCAGGGUGCGGGUGCUGGAGGAGCAGUGCAAGGCCUCGCAGCAGAAGGAGAUCCUGGUCUACUCCGUGCUCAUCUCCGCCUGCCUCAUCAACACAUGGCUCUGGAUGAGGAGAUGAUUCCCUGUGCCCUGACCUCUCCUGCCCGGCGCUGGCAGGGUGGCUGAGGGCAGAGCAAGGAUCCCUGCUCAUGUACUUGCAGUCAGUAAACCUGUGAAGCCAUGUGUUUCCUCUGACCUUGACCUGCUUUUUUCACUGUAGGCCCUUGAGGAUCUGUGUCCUUUAGACCCUGAGGACAAUGAAGGUGCCAUCCCUCUCCCAUGCUCUAGCAUCAGAGGUGGGUGAGGGAAGCGAUGAGGCUGGACCUUGUGCCACAGCAGCUGGAGAUGGGUGUUGGGGAGAGGUGGGGUACUAUAGCACAACAGGCAUAGUCCCAGGGCUGGGCUGUGGCUGCAGCUGCAGAUGCUCUGUACCCUAGCAACCACCUUGUAUGAUUGAUGGGGUCAGUGCUCCUGUGGGAUGCUGUGAAGAGCCCAGGUCUUGUGGCUGACACAGGAGGUGUGUGUCCUGCACGGAGCAGUGGAAGACCCUCUGGUCCUUGGGCUGUCUGCCAGAGGAGAUGCAAACCCAAGGCACUGUUUGUGGACACAGGGUCCUGUAACAGUCCUAAAUGCUGGUGGGCCCAGUCCCCUGAUUCAGUCACAGCUUGGAUAACCCAGUUCUGACCCCGUGGAAGUCCUCAGCCAACUGCUGGGGUCUGUUCCUUGUCUUGCACUCCAAAACCUGCGGAGUGGUUGAGUGUAUCUAAACUGCUGGUGGGUUUUCUCUUCCUUGUGCCACUGCUCUUUGGUGGAGGUUUACUGCCAGGUCUCCCAUCCCAUAGCCCCUGCUCCAGGAGGUACAGAGCUGAAGGAGCCAGCAGUUCCCAUCCCCGCUGCUGUGCAACCCUCUUCUCGGCUCCUGUCCUGCUGGAAGCACUUCAGCGGCGUGUUUGCAAACAUUCAAAUCCGAAGUGACUGUAAGAGCAUUGCUGAGGUCUGGGCUUAUCCUGCAGCUUGGCUCUUUCCCAGGGAGAUUUAAAUGGGAAACCUCCCCGUGGUGACUCUCUGGAUUAUGAGACCUCGUACCAACAGUGAUAGCACCAGACAGGCCAUGGAAAAUUGCCCAUUUGGGCAGCAGUAGAUAUUUGUUAGGCUGCCAAUGCCAGAGGGCAGGAUUGCUCCAGGUCUGCUGCCAAGCUGUAACUUCAGUGAUGGUGCACGAACAUAGGUGAGGGGAAUCCUUGGCCUGGAUGCUCUUUAGCCAAAACCAAGGCCAGCUCAAAAGCUUUGCCGUUUCUUUCCUUCUGCGGAGUUCAGUAACGCUUGGAACUGAGGUGACUUUGAGAUGCUUUCGGGGGUUCACCCAGCACACCUGCUGGAGCUGUGCCUGCAGGCUCUGGGGCAGGCUUUGGCACCUCUCUGUUCCACCUAUUGGUAAUUGUAGCUGCACCUGCAGGUCACCCAGAUGUCCCAAUAACUUAUUCACAGACAUGAAUGCUUGGGUGUUUUCUGCCUGCAUCCAUGGCUGUAAAUCCGGACACUGACUAAUAAGUAGCUGUCCUAAUGUAAUUGCAGGUCUGAGCCUGUGGCUGAGAGCUGAGCACUAAGAUAUAUUGCAAAUGAGCGCCAGGAUAGUGUGGUGUGGUUCCUAUGGCUUGUGGCUCAGGGAUGUGGUGAGGGUUACCAGGGGACCUUACACAGUGGGUCUGUAUAAGGGGCUGCUGCUGAGGAAAGGAGGUGAACAGUUUGCCUGGUUUCUCUUCUCGGGUUUGGAAGAAGCUUGUGUUGGGUUUCCUUUAAGCUGUAUUUUAGGAUGAGAAGGGCUGACCCUUUUGGGGACACGACACCUUCAAAGUGAGGAUUGAAGGUAUUUGGAAGAGACAUGAUCAAACUGUAUGUGUUCUCAAAGGCAGGUUAGAGGGGAUACAAUACGACUUUUAUGUGAGGUUUAAAUCCGGAAACGCUGACCCAUAAAAUGCACAUUUUAAUAAAGACUCUGUGUUCUGGA